GGGGGUCAUCCUGCCACGAAAUUGCAUCGUAUUUAAAGGGGAGAAUAUAGAGAGACGCACGCAAAUCUGGUGAUCCGGAUGAACGAACAGUUGAAAAAGUAAAUUACUCGCAGCAGAUUUUUGUCGCGGACAACUUCUCUGGUGCUGAGGAGACAGCUGAAACUAUGGCUUUCUCUAUCUCUCUCAGUCUGCUCUACCUGGGCUUGCUUUGUGGAAGCGAACUGGUGUCUGCACGCGGAUCCGAGCUGUUCGCACCAGAUCCAUCCAGAGGUCCCCAUUUCACUGGCUGCCGAUCCAGAGAGCAGGAGACCUUCCGCUGUUGGUGGAGCGCUGGGACCUUUCAGAACCUCACUGAGCCUGGAGCCCUCAGGGUCUUCUAUCAGACCAAAAAUGCCCUCACUAGUGAGUGGCAGGAGUGUCCUGACUACACGUCCACCGUGGAGAACGAGUGCUACUUCAACAAGACAUUCACACACAUCUGGACCUCCUACUGUGUCCAGCUGCGCUCAAUCCCUCAGAAUAUAACCUACGACGAGGACUGCUUUACAGUGGAAAACAUAGUGCAUCCUGACCCACCAAUUGGACUGAACUGGACUCUACUGAAUGUCAGUCGCUCCGGGUUGCACUUUGAUGUUCUUGUGCGUUGGGCUCCGCCUCCAUCCGCAGAUGUGCAGAUGGGAUGGAUGAGCCUUGUCUACCAGGUUCAGUACCAAGUCAAGAACAUAUCCCACUGGGAGAUGCUGGACCUGGUGAGUGGCACACAGCAGUCUAUCUAUGGCCUGCACACUGACAGACAGUACGAAGUUCGAGUGCGCUGCAAAAUGUCAGCCUUUGAUAACUUUGGCGAAUUCAGUGACAGCAUCAUUGUGCGUGUAGCACAGAUACCAAGCAAAGAAUCCUUGUUCCCAACGACAUUGGUGUUGAUUUUUGGAGUGGUAGGGGCGGUGAUCCUUCUUGUCCUUUUAAUCUUCUCCCAGCAGCAUAGGUUGAUGAUGAUCUUUUUACCACCUAUUCCCGCACCUAAAAUUAAGGGCAUUGACCCAGAGUUGCUUAAGAAUGGAAAGCUCGACCAGCUAAAUUCCUUGCUGAGCAGCCAGGAUAUGUACAAGCCUGACUUGUACCAUCAAGACCCAUGGGUGGAGUUCAUCCAACUAGACCUAGAUGACCCUGCUGAGAAGAACGAGAGUUAUGAUACACAGCAUCUGCUGGGCCUGUCCCACUCGGGCUCCUCUCACGUCCUCCAUUUGAAAAGCAAAAGUGAUUUGGAUCGCACCAGCUGCUACGACCCAGAAAUCCCAGACACUGAGGACUUGCAAACAGCAUCCCUGCUGCAUGGCCAUUCUGGUCGGGGCGAGCACCAUCCUCUGGUUUCCAGGAGCAGCUCAUCCACCCCUAGUCUUCAGCAGACAUCUGAAGGGGUGGAGACACCCAUUCAAACACAACCCACUGCACCAAGCUGGGUUAAUAUGGACUUUUACGCCCUAGUAAGUGAUUUCACACCUGGAGGCGGAGUGGUGCUCUCGCCAGGACAACUGAACAUCUCUCCAGAGAAAAAGAAAGAGGAAGAGGAGAAGAAGAAAAUGGAAGAGGAGAAGAAGAAAGUGGAGAAGAUACAGUUCCAGCUUCUUUCCGAUGGAGCUUACACCUCAGCCACUGAUGUGUCCUCCAGCCUUGCUCCUGAGCAAGGAUACCAAGCAUUCCCACCCCAGGCUGUUGAGGGGAAUCUCGGCUGGAAUGGAGAGUACCUGGCUUCUCCCAGUGAGUCUCAAACACCAGAUCUUCUGCCUGAAGCUCCACCAGUAUCAGACUAUACUGUUGUGCAUGAGGUGGACGCCCAGCACAGUCUGCUUCUGAAUCCCUCUGCCCCACAGCCAGCGGUCUGCUCGUACAGCCCAAACAAACACCUCCCUGCCAUGCCUAUGGGGUACCUCACCCCAGAGCUCCUGAGCAAUCUGACCCAAUGAAAAUUGUCCCUCUUCAGGGAGUAGAAAGUAAUUAGUUGGUGGUCUUGUUCUACCAUUUUUACUGCUGGAAAACAAAGUUACAUGAUGGUGAAACAUGAGAUAGAAGUUCCAUCUCUGUUUUCGUGGAAUUCUGCAAAUGUUUUGAUUUAUGGGUUUUCUCUGCUGUAGGUUACAGUGCGGAUAGAGCUGAAAGUGUUUCUCUUCUAUUAGCGUAUUUUUAAAGGGAUAGCUCAUCUAAAAAUAAAAUUUUGGUCAUCAUUUACUCACCCUCAUGUUGUUCCAAACCCUGUAUGACUUUCUUUCUUCAGUUGAACACAGAAGAUGUUUGGCAAAAUGUUAGUCUCAGUUCCUUUUCAGUUUCUUUUAUACAUACAAUGAAAGUGAGUGAUGACUGAGGCUGUCAAUUCCAUUUUGUGUUUCACGAAAGAAGAAAGUCUUAAAGGUUUGGAAAGACAUGAGGGUGAGUAAAUGAUGACAGAACUGUCAUAUUCAUGUAGUAGUGCCAGAAAGGGUGAGAUCUCAGUGAGAGAGUUUAAAAGUGAAUUGAAAAUCAGAAAUGUCGGCUGGUUCCAUAAAAAAAAAAAAAAAUCAUAAUAAAAAGACUACAGAAAUAUGCUUGCUUUCUCCGUCAGAGAGAAAUGUAAAAAGCUUGAUUAUCUUAUUAAACUGAUACAGCUGUAGCACUACUGUGGCAUUUGGGAUUAAAUAGAUUUUUGCACGAUUUAGAUGAGAUCAAAUCAAACAUAUCUUUAGAUAAAAUUGUUUAUACACAUGUGAAAUAUUCAGCAACCCCAUAUUCUUUUAUAUGGAAUUUGUAGAAAAAGUGUAGAAAAAAAUCCUUUUCUUUGCAUCAUAUUAAGGGUGCUCAAACAAGUUCUGGCCAAGUGGACAAAUGAUGCUUCAACCAGACAUGAGUCAUCCCUUGCACGGCACAAUAUUUUUCUCAGACUCGAAUCUCUGCACAGCCUUGAUCUUGUUACUGGAAAAUGCUUUCCCAGAUUUAUGGGAGCCAUUUUAAACACUACAACGACCCUGCAGAUAUUAUCUUUGCCAUAGCCAGAUUGGUUAACCCUGCAAUCUCUCAAUCUUUUUCAAUAUGCAUCAAGGAAACUAAAAUUUGUGGGUUAGAUGUGAACAUUAGCAUCUUUUGCAAAUAAUGAGACAAGUGUUUGUAAUGAUAUUAGCCUUCUGUAAAGAGAUGGUUUAUCCAUAAUUGAAAAUUCUGUCAUCAUUUACUCACCCUGAUGUUGUUUAAAACCUGUAUGGCUUUCUUUCUUCAGUGGGAACUCAAAAGAUUUAUUUCCACACAAUGAAAGUAAAUGGUGACUGAUCAUUUACUGAGGCUAACAUCUCCUUUUAUGUUCUGUCGAAGAAAGAACUCAUAUGGAUUUGGAACAACAUGAGGGUGAGUAAAUGAUGACAAAAUUUUCAUUUAUGGGUAAACUAUACCUUUAUCUAGAUAGGUUUUUUUCUCUAUUUGUCUUGAAGACUCUUGUUCUGCUUGUUCAAAGUGUGAGCAAAUAACUCUUUAUUUGUAUUAAUAUAUCCAGGGAAAAUAAUGAAAUGUCAAAGUGCUUAUAGAUGCUAGCCUUUGCUGUGCAAUGAAAACUGUAUGGCAGAUUUACUUAUAUGUUGCCUUUGUAAAUGUAGCAGUUUUAUAUUGAUGAAAACAGUUCUCUUACACUAUAAAUCUGUACAUACAGUACAUUUACAAUGGGAGUUACAUUGUGGAAAGCUGGGAAGUGACAAUUCAUUUUACUGGACUAGGAUUAUUAGAUUGCCAAAUGAGGCUAUAAUUCUUGCCUGGACAAUUAGUUCAGUGACCUCGUCUAAAAAAAACAGCAUAUUUUUGGGCACCACAGCCUACGCAUGGGGUAAAGCUGCUUUUAACUUUAGUUUGUUUUAUGAAAUCAUGCAUUAAUAUAAGGAAUAAUAACUGGAGAGUAAAAAACACUAUUAUUUUUAUUUAAAAUCAUAGACUGUUAUAAUUAUACUUUUCUUAUUAACAGUCACAUAUUACAAGCCAAGCUGAUUGAUAUAUCACAAAUGUAAUUCCAUACUGUUAAAAAGUUUGUACAAAAAAAAAAAAAAAAAAAAGAGUUUUGCUUGUUACAUUGUAUAGAUAAGCUUAUUUUGAGCACUUUUGUGACUGUUUUACAUGUUCUCUGUUUUUAGAGAAACACAAUGGAGGUAAAUAAUGAUGAGGAAGGAACCUUUGGACCACAAACUUAAUUGGUCCUGGGCAGUGUUGGGUGUAAUGCAUUACUGAUUAUUUAAUUACUGUAAUUAAAUUAGUUUUUCAUUGAAAAAAGUAAAGUAAGGGAUUACUCUUAAAAUUAAUUUUUCAGUAUUUAAUUACAGUUACUUCUGAUGUAAUUGUGUUAAAUACUGUAUAGACUAUAGAACAAUUCUAUAUAAAACAAUGGUGAAUUUAAAAUAGAAUUUUAACGUCUAAUGUUAAAAUGUAUGUUUUCUCAUUUAAUGCAGCCCCCUUAAAUUCUUUGGCUAGUUCAUGAAUAAUUUAUUUGAUUUUAUAUGAUUUAUUUGAAAGAAUCAAAAAAACAAUUUCAUGUCUAUCCUUGUAUUUUUCAUCUGGUCGAGGUUGAUAAGGGUUUUAGAAAGUAAUUAGUAAUAAGUAAUGCAGUUACUUUUCAGACAGAGUAAUUAGUACAGUAAUCUAAUUACACUGUAUAAGAUGUAAUUAGUAGUUAGUUAUUAAUCUUUUAGAGUAACUUACCCAACUCUGGUCCUGGGUUUUCCUAUGAUGCUUGAAUACUAGGUCCUACAUUGUUUUAGGUGUCUGUUGUAGCUACAGUGCCUUCCAAAAGUGUUUGGCACACACAACACUUUUUAAAAAGUUUUUAAAUUACUUACAGGCCCAGAGAGUAUUCAGACUUCAGGGAACACAAAUCUUUACACAAAGAUUCACUCUUAAAGGAAUAGUUCACCCAAAAAUUAUUAUUCUCUCAUCAUUUCCUCACCCUUAUGUCAUCUCCAAGUCGCAUGACUUUCUUUUAAAUUUUAAUAGAGAUAUGAUGUCUGGUUGUCUAUGCAGUGCAAGUGAAUGGUAACCAAAGUUUUAAGCUCCACAAACCACUCCACUCCAGUGGUUUAAUCCAUGUCUUCUGAAGCAGUCUAAUCUAUUUUGGGUGAGAACAGACCAAAAUGUAACUCUUUUUUCACUUUUCAGCUUGCUGUUGCUGUUUCUAGGCACCGUCAUGAUUUCAAGCUUGUAAGAAGACUGCUGAUGUCAAGAUUUAUGGUGAAAAAUGAGUUAUAUUUUGUUCUGUUCUCACCCAAAAUUGGUUGGAUCGCUUCAGGAGACAUGGAUUAAACCACUGGAGUCUUAUGGAUUACUUUUAUGCUGCCUUUUUGUCCUAUUUGGAGAUUUAAAUUUGGUCACCAUUCUCAUGCAUAGUAUGGACAAACAGACAUCAUAUCUCCAUUAAUAUAUCGUCGUUUGUGUUCCACGGAAGAAAGAAAGCCAUACAAGUUUGAGAUGACAUAAGGGUGAGGAAAUGAUUAGAGAAUAUUUUUUGGGUGAACUAUUCCUUUAAAUAUCCAAAUGAAAUGGCUAAACAAGUUUUCUAUCCUGUGCUAACACAUUUACUAUUUAAACAGGAAGUUUGGGUGGGACAUAUAUUAUGGGAUCAUCCUCAUGUUUUUAAAUAGCCAAUAAGCUUUAGUUACGUCACAGCCAUGAACCAUGAUUUGCUACUUGCUACUUGCUAGUCGGUUGCAGUUGGUAUUAGGGGGAGGGACAUUCUCAUUCUAGAAAGAAUUUGAAUGGACAAAAAUCUGUGUAGUGCAGGAUGAGUCAUCAAUAUUUUGGGGUCCAUUCUGGUCCCAGGGAUAGACUUCAAAAUGUAAAAGUGUAGCUUUUUUUGUUAUUUUAAAAAACUGCUGAAUGUUUAUUUUGUCAACUUUUAUGAGUACAGUAGCGUAGAGAUGGCUUCCAAGCUAGUAGACAUGGACUAAAAGCUACAAAAUUCACUUUAAUAUUAGGUUGCACACAGUAACUGAAGUUUUUGGCUCUCUGAAAUGUGCUAUUUACAGACAUCGCAGAACAUGGCUGAUUUUCUCUGUAGAUGUUCUGCCAGAUCUGUACAGAUGCCAUGUGUAAAACCUGCUUGUUAAGGGCAGACUUUGUGGUCAGUUUUUUCCUUAGUAUGUGAAAGGUCUAAAAUGUGCUGUUUUUUUUAGACUGCACAUAGGGUAGGAUGUGCUUUAGUUGAAGCUGACUGUCCACACAUUAGUUAUGGAAUUACUUUAUCAUCUCAAAUCCACAAUUUUGUUUGCUUCCUUAAAUUUUUUACAUUUCUUUUGGAGGGCAAUGUACUGUAUGUGUUUUCAAAAUAACAGCUCAGGCCAAUCAAGUGCUAUUGUUUGAUUUAAUAAUUUAUUUUUACUGCUUGUGUGUUCUAUUGUUCUGCAGUAGAAUGAAGUUGGAUUAUUUUAUAAAUGUGAUGCUAAGCCUUCAUUAUUGUGCAAACACGCAGGUACGCCUAAGACAAAUGGGACCAAAUACUGUUAGAACAAUGAGCCAAAAUGAUGCUUAAGCUCACAUUGGAGAUACAUUGUGAUGUUUAGAGGAAAAAAAAUGUUGUAUGGUACAGUUUGCUUUAAAGGAGAAAGUAAGAUUGUUCUUAAUUUGAACUUGAGCUGGAAAAAAAAUAUCAGAUAUAGUUUUAUUGAAAUAAGAUAUUAUUAUAUGGA
Molecule: messenger RNA, 6680 nt
Organism: Myxocyprinus asiaticus (Chinese sucker)
Lineage: Eukaryota; Metazoa; Chordata; Actinopteri; Cypriniformes; Catostomidae
Product: growth hormone receptor-like
Exons: 9
Coding region: 165-1964 (599 amino acids)
Biological process (GO): cytokine-mediated signaling pathway
Cellular component (GO): external side of plasma membrane; membrane
Molecular function (GO): cytokine receptor activity; protein binding
Source: RefSeq, a predicted model, not a curated record